Messenger RNA from Macrosiphum euphorbiae (potato aphid), 1653 nucleotides. NCBI's taxonomy places the organism in Eukaryota, Metazoa, Arthropoda, Insecta, Hemiptera, Aphididae. The record is from the annotation of a GenBank genome assembly.
AUGCAACGCGACUCUAUGACUACUGUACAAGCUACUUCGAUAACAGGUUGGAAACCAUCUACAGUAGAUGUGGUUGCAAGCUGUAGGUUAACGAGUAGCAUUACCGCCUCCACAGAUGCAAUCAGCAGACAUGCGGCAGUGUCAGUGGACGCGAAUCCGUCGACAUCGCCAGAAAGACCGACGACUGCCGCCGCAUCCACCUCUGUGGUCGGUGACACUCAGCAGCAACAAUGCGCCUCCGCGGUAACCGUAAACGAUCACCACCCGUGCGAUCCCCAACAAUCGGCGUCGGCCACCGCUGCGGUUUCAGACAGUCCGUCAGAUUCGCAAGCGGUAACUUGCAACAAGACUGAAUCUGUGACGGCGACAUCUUCACCGCGACCGAUAUGUCCCAACUUGCCCUACUCGCCAGCGUGUUCGCCGCGGUUUGCCAGACGUCGGCCGCCGUUGCGCGAGUGCCGCGUGUCCGUCAACGUGCAGAGCUUGGACGAUCCGAAUGUUCAUCAAAAGCUCAAUCAGUACAAACUGAUCGACUCCAUCGGACAGGGAUCCUAUGGACUUGUAAAAUUGGCGUAUAACGAAUUAGAUGAUAAACAUUAUGCUAUGAAAAUAUUAUCGAAGAAAAAGUUAAUGAAAAAGGCUGGCUGCUUUGGCAGACUGAACGCAAGACGUAAAGGGGCCAAUCCUUUAGACAAAGUAUACAGGGAAAUAGCUUUGUUGAAAAAACUUGAUCAUCCUAAUGUAGUGAAACUAGUUGAAGUUUUAGAGGAUCCAGAUGAGGAUCAUCUUUAUUUGGUGUUUGAAUUAUUGGAGCGUGGGGAAGUGAUGCAAGUUCCUGGUGAUCCUCCGAUGUCUGAAUCAAAAGCCAGGUCAUACUUCAGGGAUAUUUUAUUGGGCCUAGAAUAUUUACACUUUCAGCGGAUCGUACACAGGGACAUCAAACCGUCGAACUUAUUGAUCGACGCCAGCGGGCACUUGAAAAUCGCGGACCUGGGCGUGUGCAACGAGUUCGACGGAAGCGACGACCUGUUGAGUUCUAGCGCGGGCACACCGGCGUUUGCGGCUCCCGAAGUGCUGGACCCAUCGACGAAAACGUACAGCGGUCGAGCGCUGGACGUUUGGGCACUAGGGUGCACGUUGUAUGCGUUUGUCUACGGUCGGCUGCCGUACACCGCCGACACGGUGCUGGCGGUGCACGAGCAGAUCCGCACGCAACCGGUGCAGUGGCCAGUAGAACCGGAAACAUCCCCACAAUUGGUGCACCUGUUACACCGCCUCCUUGACAAGGAUCCGGAUACCAGGAUCACGUUGCCGGCCGUCAAACGGCAUGACUGGGUGACUAGGGCGGGGGCCGAGGCGCUGCCCACCGAGCGGGACAACUAUUGCCGGGAGCCGGUCGAGGUCAGCGAGGAGGAAAUGAUGAAUGUCGUAAAGUCCAUACCUAAGCUCAACACCCUGAUACUGAUCAAAGCAAUGCUGAAAAAUCACUCGUUCCUCAAUCCGUUCGCAGCAGACGAAUCGAAACGAAAACUUCAGUCAUCCAACCGUUCGCAUUCGGCACCCGGAGCGUGCUCUUGGUUUGGGUCAAGAUCUUUAUCCGCGGAAACAACCAAUCUUAAGCCUGUUAAAGAACAUGCCGUGAAAGAAAAGUGA